UCUGUGGAGGGCCAGUGUGUAGACAUUGAUGAGUGUCGCUACGGCUACUGCCAGCAGCUGUGUGCCAACGUGCCGGGGUCCUACUCCUGCACCUGCAACCCCGGCUUCACCCUCAAUGAGGAUGGGAGGUCCUGCCAGGACGUGAACGAGUGUGAGACAGAGAACCCUUGUGUGCAGACCUGCCUCAAUACCUAUGGUUCUUUCAUCUGCCGCUGUGUCACGGGCUACGAGCUCGAGGAGGAUGGUGUCCGGUGCAUUGACAUGGAUGAGUGCAGCUACUCCGAGUUCCUCUGCCAGCACGAGUGUGUGAACCAGCCUGGCUCCUACUUCUGCUCCUGCCCCCCCGGCUACGUCCUGCUGGAUGACCACCGGAGCUGCCAGGACAUCGACGAGUGUGAGCACAGGAACCACACGUGCAGCCUGCAGCAGAGCUGCUACAACCUGCAGGGCGGCUUCAAGUGUGUGGACCCCAUCCGCUGCGAGGAGCCCUACAUCCGCAUCAGCGACAACCGCUGCAUGUGCCCCGCCGAGAACCCGGGCUGCAGGGACCAGCCCUUCACCAUCGUGUACCGGGACAUGGACGUGGUGUCGGGCCGCUCCGUGCCCGCCGACAUCUUCCAGAUGCAGGCCACCACCCGCUACCCCGGGGCCUACUACAUCUUCCAGAUCAAGUCCGGGAAUGAGGGCAGAGAGUUCUACAUGCGGCAAACGGGUCCCAUCAGCGCCACCCUGGUGAUGACACGCCCCAUCAAGGGGCCUCGGGAGCUGCAGCUGGACCUGGAGAUGGUCACUGUCAACACCGUCAUCAACUUCCGAGGCAGCUCCAUCAUCCGUCUGCGGGUCUACGUGUCUCAAUACCCCUUCUGAGCACCCACACCCCACCAGUGGGAGAGCCAGAGCCAGAGGGAGAGGGAGCCCAGGGCAGGUGCCUCCCUGAGCUGUCUCCCUGUAGGGACAGGUGGCUCCCCAGCUGCCCCGGGAGCCCGGUGUCCAGGAGCACUGUCACUGCCACCUGCCCUGCGGCCCGUCCCAGCCCCUAGCCCUCAGCUCCCAGCCCUCAGCUCCCAGCCCUCAGCUCCAGUCCCCAGCCCCCAGCCCCCAGCCCCCA
Molecule: messenger RNA, 1108 nt
Organism: Erinaceus europaeus (western European hedgehog)
Lineage: Eukaryota; Metazoa; Chordata; Mammalia; Eulipotyphla; Erinaceidae
Product: fibulin-5
Exons: 7
Coding region: 262-867 (201 amino acids)
Biological process (GO): elastic fiber assembly
Molecular function (GO): calcium ion binding
Source: RefSeq, a predicted model, not a curated record